This is a messenger RNA of Pochonia chlamydosporia 170, 486 nucleotides long. RefSeq lists its product as hypothetical. The transcript has a single exon. The record is from RefSeq and is a predicted model, not a curated record. NCBI's taxonomy places the organism in Eukaryota, Fungi, Ascomycota, Sordariomycetes, Hypocreales, Clavicipitaceae. The coding region runs from base 1 to 486 and encodes 161 amino acids.
AUGGACAAGGACCAGCAAUUCUACGUGCAUAUCGUGGUCCAUCGCGGAAGCAUCCACGACACGUCCAACGAGCGUCGGAUUGGGCUCUGGUUUGUUCCCUGCGAACAAGGAUCACACUACUACGUCCACGUCAAAGGUGCAUUCCACAGCUAUCAGUUCGAGAUGAGGCAAGACUGGGAUCCGACAUGCACCGGAAGCGCGCUUCCGCCCGUCUACAUUGGCAAGACGGACGACAUCUCGGCCGACGAGCUGGUCAGGCUCCUCAAGGACGUGCCCAUUGAGAACAACAAUCUCGAAUUCAACGGCCAGCAGUGGAUUUGGGGCGCCCUCAAGCUGCUCGCCUCGGGUAACCACUUGACUCGGAAGCAGAGAGACGACGGCUUCAACCGCAUGCUGGAGACUGUUCUCGAAGGCUCGUCCGAUGAGCUCCUGGAGCCUCGGCGCGGGCAUGUCUGCAGAAGCGGCAGCGAUACUACCGACGUCUAA